Molecule: messenger RNA, 1359 nt
Organism: Symbiodinium necroappetens
Lineage: Eukaryota; Dinophyceae; Suessiales; Symbiodiniaceae
Source: the annotation of a GenBank genome assembly
AUGGUCACCGGCAGUGUGGUGACGACAAUUGACGGCCUGUGCAUCGUUUUGUCGUCUGACUUGGUCAUGCUAUUUUUGUCAGUGCUCCUCCGCAUAUCAGAUGGGCAGCUGCGUGACGACCUGAUGACGCUGCUCAUCGCUGGACAUGAAACCACUGCAGCCAUGCUUACAUGGACACUCUAUGAGCUCGAGAAGCCGGAGAGCGCCGUCUUUCUGCGUGAAGUGCAGGAGGAGAUCGACACCGUCCUGGAGGGACGAAGCCCAACUUUCGAGGAGCUGACGCAGUUGCCAGCGCUGCGUGCAUGUCUCCUCGAGGCUUUGAGGCUGUAUCCGGAACCUCCUUUGCUAAUCCGCCGAUGCAUCGCCGGAGACGACGUGGCUGUGGGCCCCCUUUGCCAUGAUGUGGAAUCCGAGACGGUGUCGUUUUUGCCUGGCCAGGAUAUCUUCAUCUCCACAUGGUCUCUUCAGCGCUCGGAGACUCUGUGGGGCGAGGAUGCAAGCAGUUUCAACCCGCACAGGUGGAAGGAGAAGCUCAACGGCAAUGGCCUUUGGCAGGGAUACUCACCUGAGAAGUCCACCAACUACCCAGACGAGAGGGCCACCGACUACGCCUUCUUGCCUUUUGGUGCCGGUUCGCGGAAAUGUGUGGGUGACAACUUUGCGCUCCUGGAAGCAGAGGCUGUGCUGGUUGCCCUCUUGCAGCGCUUCGAGUUCAAGGCGUCUGUCGGGAAGCGCAACGUGGAGAUGACGACAGGGGCGACAAUCCACACGGCAGGUGGUCUUAUGAUGGAGGUGAAGAAGCGAACAGAUCGUCGAGCCAAGAAACAUGGCGAAGGUCGGAAGGAAGUGGAUGUGAAGGGAGUGGUCAGCAUGGAAAAGAAGCUACGAGGCACGGUCGCGCAGCGAAUCGAGCCGGAAGCAUUGGUCGUUCCCACGGCCAAAGAGCUGCGCAUGCUUUUCACUGCACAGAAGGAGGAUGUGCGAAAGCUCUCGCCAACGCCGGAACUUUUCGAGGCUUUGGAGAAGGCCUACAAGCAAUGCCAGGAGGUGACCAAAGAGUACUCCAAAACGUUCUACCUGGGCUCGCAGCUCCUGGACCAAGAUGAGCAGCGUGUCGUUUGGGCCAUCUACAACUGGUGCCGAAGCACGGAUGAGCUGGUUGACGGGCCUGAAGCCGCAAACACCACGAUGGCGGACCUCGAGGAAUGGGAAGAGAGACUCAACAGGAUCUUCCAGCUGCAGGUGCCUGCAGAUGGUGAUCCAGCGGACUUGGCGAUGGUGGACAGCAUUCGCAAGUUCUCCUUGAUCCAGAGACCUUUCCAAGACAUGGUGGGCGGGAUGGCAAUGGAUCUGGUCAAG